AUGAACUUUGAGGACAUGGCCAUUGCCUUCUCUCAGGAGGAGUGGGGGCUCGUUGAUGAGGCUCAGAGACUUCUGUACUGCGAUGUGAUGCUGGAAGUGUUUGCACUGGUAUCAUCUGUAGGUUGUUAUCAUAAAACAGAUGAUGCAGAGGACUGUUCUGAGCAGAGUGUAUCUGUACAAGGGGAGUCACAGGACAGUGCUUCUAAGACAGCUCCAGAAACUCAGAGGACCCAUCUGUGUGGGAGGUGUUUCUCUUUGUUAAAAGAUAUUCUGCACCUGCCUGAAUCAGAAGCAGCAGACUUUGAGCAGAAAGCCUUCUUCAGUGAUGCAUGUGUGUGUGUGAGAGACUUCUGUUUCAGUGCAAACCCUCACCAGCAGCAGAGGGAUGCCAGUGGAGAGAAGCCCUGGAAGGAAGCUGUGGACAGGGCCUCAUUUGUGACCAGGUGCAGCUUCUAUUUAUCAGGGGUGUCUUCAAACAGUAUGGAGGUUGGGGAAGACUUCCCAGCCAUCUCAGAGAUUCUGCAGAACCAGGCCACUCUCAACACUGAGGAGCCACACAGUCGUAGUGAGAUUUCAGAGGAAUUUCUCAAUAGAAAAAGGCAUCGCCAAUGGUAUGAAUGUGAAAAAGCUACCUGCCACAACCAGAACCUUGUUCAACAUCAGGGUGUCUGCUCUGGAGAAGUGAAAUAUGAGGGUAAUACCUGUGGGAAAGUUUUUAGAUGUGUCAUUAACCUCAAUAGACAUAGGAGAGUUCACAUUGGAGAAAAGUCCUAUGAAUGUACUGAUUGUGGGAAGCCCUUCAAUCACAGGUUUUCCCUCACUAAAUAACACAGAGUUCACACUGGAGAAAAACCUUACAAAUGCAGUGAAUGUGAAAAAUCAUUUAGUUGCAGUUAUCUCUUAUGCCACAAGAGAGUUCACACUAGGGAAAAGCCAUAUCAAUGUAGUGGUUGUGGGAAGUCCUUCAGUCAAAAGUCUCAGCUCAUUCAACACCACAGAGUUCACACUGGAGAAAGGCCACAUCAGUGUAGUGACUGUGGGAAGUCCUUCCGUCAUAGCUGUACCCUCACUGUACACCAGAGACUUCACACUGGUGAAAAACCAUAUAAGUGUAGUGAAUGUGGGACAUCAUUUAGGCAAAACUCUGCUCUCACAAAGCAUCAGAGAAUUCACACAGGAAAAAAACCAUAUGAGUGUAGUGAAUGUGGGAAAUCAUUUAGGCAAAACUCUGCUCUCACAAAGCAUCAGAGAAUUCACAAUGGAGAAAAACCAUAUGACUGUAGUGAUUGUGGAAAGUCAUUCAAGAACAUUUCCACUCUCAAAGAGCAUCAGAAGGUUCACACUGGGGAAAAGCGGUAUGAGUGUAGUGAUUGUGGGAAGUCCUUCAGCAGAAGCUCUACUCUCAUCCAACAUAACAGAGUUCACACUGGAAAAGGGCCUCAUGAGUGUACUGAAUGUGGGAAAUGUUUUCCAUACAAAUCUGUCCUCUUUCAACACUUGAGAGUUCACACUGGAGAAAAGCUUUACAUUUCCAGGAAAUGUUUUACUUUCUCACUGAGAAUAAUAGCACCAAAGGAGUAUUCUUUACCCCCACUUACCUGA
Myotis brandtii (Brandt's bat) is the source of this 1602-nucleotide messenger RNA. RefSeq names its product zinc finger protein interacting with ribonucleoprotein K-like. Gene Ontology annotation, cellular component: nucleus. The record is from RefSeq and is a predicted model, not a curated record. Gene Ontology annotation, biological process: regulation of transcription by RNA polymerase II. Gene Ontology annotation, molecular function: RNA polymerase II transcription regulatory region sequence-specific DNA binding; DNA-binding transcription factor activity, RNA polymerase II-specific. Lineage: Eukaryota; Metazoa; Chordata; Mammalia; Chiroptera; Vespertilionidae.